Messenger RNA from Rhizophagus irregularis DAOM 181602=DAOM 197198, 625 nucleotides. RefSeq lists its product as uncharacterized. The record is from RefSeq and is a predicted model, not a curated record. Lineage: Eukaryota; Fungi; Glomeromycota; Glomeromycetes; Glomerales; Glomeraceae.
ACAAAUUAUUAAUUUAACUAAACCUUUUAAAUUAAAAACUUUAUUUAUGACAAUGGCUAUAUUACAAAUUAAACCAAUACAUUUAUUAUUACAAAAAUCUGGUUGUUAUAUAGAAAAUCUUGCGUAUGGAGGGGAAUCCUUUAGAUAUGAUCUAUCAUUAAAGCAACAAUUGUCGGAAAUCAUUUUAAAAUAUUGUAAAAAUAUCAAGUAUCUUAAAUUUACUGAACUUGAAAAUCAGGAUCCUUAUCAAGUUUUUAAAUUAAUUGAGAAUAUUAAGCAAUAUCUUAAUUAUCUUUCAAUCAAUAUUUUGGAAGUUAGACAAUCAUCAGGUAUUAUUUCAAGUAGUUCAAUGAUAUUACAAAAUUUAGGUCAUGUUCUCCCUUCUAAAUUAGAAUACUUAAAUUUGAUUCUUGAUAUUAAAGAAAGUGAUUUUAAAGUAUUCUUAGAAAAUUCUCGAGAUAUUUUUAUUAAUAAAUUAUUGAUAAUGCAAAUGGGUAGAUAUGAUAUUUUACAUUAUACAAAGGAAUUUAUUAUGAAGGAAAAAAGAGUCAAGUAUUUAGCUAUCAAGGGUAUUUAUAAAAAAGAUUUGUAUAGUUUUAAAGAUGAAGUGAAUGAAUUUAAGUUA